Molecule: messenger RNA, 1059 nt
Organism: Penaeus indicus
Lineage: Eukaryota; Metazoa; Arthropoda; Malacostraca; Decapoda; Penaeidae
Product: facilitated trehalose transporter Tret1-like
Exons: 3
Coding region: 1-1059 (352 amino acids)
Biological process (GO): transmembrane transport
Cellular component (GO): membrane
Molecular function (GO): transmembrane transporter activity
Source: RefSeq, a predicted model, not a curated record
AUGGCGGAACUCUUCGAACCGCGACUCCGAGGUCGUCUGUGCAGCCUGCCGGAGAUCUUCGUGUCGGCGGGGCUGCUGGCGGUGUACGUCCUGGCACAUAACUUGUCGUGGCAGGUCGUGACGUGUCUCUGCGCGGCUCCUCUGCUGCCGUUGUUCUUUCUGACGAUGCUGGUGCCCGAGUCCCCCUUUUGGCUGGUGCGUCAUGGUCGUUUGCAAGAAGCGGAGGCAGCUCUCCACACCCUCAGGGGUUUUAAGCGAUCUGUCAGGGCAGAGGAACUACCUAAUAUCCGCAAUUCUAUUCAAGAAUAUCCUCAGACUACCAUCUUCGAGCAGAUGAAACAGCUCGGCGCGGUUCAUCACUACAGGCCGCUGGCGCUCCUCCUGGGCAUUUUCAUUCUAAGAGAACUCGGAGGACAAUACGCCGUCUUUUCGUACACGCUGUAUCUCUUCAACCGAACUGGAGUCAGCCUGGAUUCGUACACUUGCGCCGUUCUGGUUGGAGUCGUUCGUCUCGUUUCGACGAUCAUCUCGUCCUCCCUGCUAGACCGUGUGGGUCGCCGCCCUUGUCUCAUCGGCGCCUGCUUGACGUGCGCCAUUGCUGCGGGCGUGGGAGGCACUUUCGUUCUUCUCGAAGAGGUGGCUGGUAGUGCCACUUGGGUGCCACUGGCCUCGGUUCUGGUAUUCGUGUCGGCCUAUGGGCUUGGCAUUGGCCCUGUGCCCUGGGUACUGCUGGGAGAAUUACUUCCAACACCCGUGCGUUCUCUCGGCGCCUCCAUCUGCACCUUCAGUUACGCCGUCAUGCAGUUCGGGGUAGGCUACGUUUUCCCGGAACUCCUGUUAGCCGUAGGAGUAGGAGGAGCCCUGCUGGUUUUCGGGGCGGUUAAGAUGAUCCUGACGGUUGUCCUGUGGCUAUUCCUGCCGGAGACGCGAGGACAGUCCCUCCACGAGCUGCAGGAUGCGUUCAACCCAGAUCCUCCCGACCGCCCCCUCGUGGACGUCGCUACGAACCAUAUCAUUGUUGAUGACGUCACGAGUUCAACCGGGGAGCUGGAGGACUAA